This is a messenger RNA of Anopheles cruzii, 2646 nucleotides long. RefSeq lists its product as uncharacterized. The record is from RefSeq and is a predicted model, not a curated record. Bases 1 to 2646 code for a protein of 881 amino acids. Gene Ontology annotation, cellular component: membrane. Gene Ontology annotation, molecular function: dopamine neurotransmitter receptor activity, coupled via Gi/Go; G protein-coupled receptor activity. NCBI's taxonomy places the organism in Eukaryota, Metazoa, Arthropoda, Insecta, Diptera, Culicidae. Gene Ontology annotation, biological process: adenylate cyclase-activating adrenergic receptor signaling pathway. The transcript has a single exon.
AUGUUAGCCAUAGACUGUCUGGUAGGCGGCCUGCUCCUCAGCUCGAUCGGCGUCAACAUCCUGGCGCUCGGGGCGUUCUGGGUGACGCCCAGCCUGCGGACCACCGCGAACCGGUUCGUCAUCAACCUGCUGAUCGUGAACCUGGUCUGCUGCAUCAUACUUGGCCCCUCGCUGCUGCUCAAUGCCUUCACCUCGACCAACUCUCCGGCGGCGACGACGGUAUCGAUGGCGACGCCAUCGACCGUGUACCAGCUCGCCGGAACGGAGGUCGGAGUCGCACCGACGGCCUACUUCAUGGAUCCACCGACUAGCGGUGAGGCAGGAGCACAGGAGGGAGCAGCAGGAGCAACAUCGACGACGGUACAGUUCCGCGAGACCGCGACGAAGCCGUCAAACAGGACCGGACGGAAUCAAGUGAAGUGCAUCAAGAACGGCACCAUGGGAGGUGCCGACGAUGGAACGAACAAUUGUGAUAGAACGGGGGCCAGUGAGUCCCCGGAGGCGGAGGAAAGUGGCGAGGAAGGUCCUUACGUACGGCCGAGUCCGGUCGGUCGGGACGGGGAGUUGCACGCGACGCUGACACUGACGAAGAUCCGCUGCUGGGGUCUGGACCUGGUGGUGGCCCUCGGGGCACUGUCGGUGCUGCUGGUCGUGGGGGACACCUGGUGUGCCAUCACGGACCCGCUGCGCUACCAUUCGCGCAUCUCCGAGCUGAAGGCCUGGACGCUCAUCAUCGGCAGCUGGGUGCUGGGGAUCGCGUUCGGCAUCGCGUCCGGGUUCCGGGGCGAUCAGAAACACGUGACGCUGUUCAAGAACCGCCUGACGGCGGAAGAGGUGGCCGCCAUCGAAUCUAGUCAUUGGGCGCGGAACGGCAGUGGUACCGUCGGCUGGGGUGAACCCGGCACCGGCGAUGGGUUCAUCAACCAGCUGCACAUCUCCGAGGAUCUGUACAAUACGAUCUUCUCGUACGCGUACUUCGUGAUCGUUAUCCUGGUCCCGUUCGCGCUCGUGUGCGGCAUGUACUGGCGCAUCUUCUCGGAGGCGCGCGAAAGUGGCCAGCGGAUGCGCCAGAACGGCUCGUCGCCGCUACUGCAGAGUGCCCUGAAUCUGGUGUCCUCCCAGAAGCACGCACUGGCGGAGAAGCAGCUGAUGCUAGAGCAGCAGCAGCAGCAGCAGCCGCAGCAGCCACCGCAGCUUCAACCGCUGCCCGUCAUAGCGGAGCGGUCGGUCGAGAAGUCGGCCGACGGUGAAGGUCUCACGAUGCGGAUCGACAAGCAGAUCCACUACGAGGAUGAAACGAUCACCGUGAGCAGCAUACCGCAUCACCACCACCACCACCACCAGCAUCGGGACUCGUGUCUGAAACCGCUGCUCCAGCCGUCGCCAGGUCCGACGCCAACGCACAAGUCGACGCACCACGAGCCGGAUCGGCCCGACGGCCGGUCGCAGGUGGUCCAGAUCGCGACGCCCACCGCCCUGCUGCCGAGUGUGCUCAAGUCUCCGCUCAAACAUGACCGUAACCACAACAGUAUUCUGAUGUCGCUGCCCCCGCUGGACUCCGCCGCGAGUGGGCCCAUUCCGACGUGCCCUAGCGACCUCCCGGAGACACCGGCCGACUUCGGGAAGGUCCGGCGGAACCACAGUGCCGGGCGGUUGGUUAGCUUCUGCGAGGACCAACCGGAGCUGGCACCGGUCGGGCUGCGGCAGGUCCACUCGACGCCCAACUUCCAGAAGUACGGUGCCGGGGCCGAGUUCGAGCAGCUCGGCCAGCACCACAUCCUGUCGCUGCCGGCGGUACACGUGCCGCCGAAGGCGCUCAGCUACAUGACGUCGAUCCGGCACCGGCUCUCGAACGCGUCCUCGCUGUUCAAGUACCGCGAGGAGUCGCGUGCCGCCCGGAUCAGCAUCCUGGUGAUCAUCAUGUUUCUGGUGUCGUACCUACCGUACGGUAUCCUGGUGCUGAUGCAGGGCCACGUCGAUCUCAUCAUCGUGUCCGAUCAGGCCCUGCUCGCGAUCUUCACCGUGGUGAUCGCGAACCUGAGCUCACCAUUCAUCUUCGCCUACCGCAACAAGCGCGUCCGGCGGGGCGUCCGCCGGUUGCUCGGCAUCGACAAGAAGACGAACGAGCGGCUCCAGAAGCUGACCAGCAGCAACACGCACUUCAACAACCAUCCGCAGUCGCAGCUGCAACAGCAGCAGCACCGCGAAUCGGAACAGUCGCUGCAACGGCUUCCCAGCUGUACGGCCAUCGGUGCCCUCCAGCACCACGAUCAUGGCCACGCCCUGGAGCAGGGCAACUACGAGGCCAACAUCACGCUGGCGAACGUGGUGGACGACGCGGUCUCCUGCGACGGGGCGGCCCAGAAGGCGCACAAGGUGCGCAUCGCCGGCUCAUCUGGCGGUGGUGGCAGCCUGACGCGGAGCGGUAGUUCGUGCAAGUAUCUAACGCCAAAUCACGCGGCGGCCGUGGCCGUCGCGAACGGGUUCAUAGUGGAGUUCGAGCGGUAUCCGUCGGACGAGCUCAAUAGUCUCUGCAUACAGAAGAAAUCGAUACUGAAACGGGUCUGUGAUAGUUCGCGCAAGUGGGGCUGCAACUUUGCCACCAACUCCUGCACCAGCAACGGAGACGAGCAGACGGAGGUGUAG